GGCCGCUCCAUCUCCCGCUGAGAGAGAAGCACGUGAGGAGAGCAGGGAGGCAGAAACGUGCAGUUAGAAAGCAGCAACCCCUCCUGAACGAUGUUUUCAUACCAUGCGCCUCUUUGCCAUCUCUGCACGGAGAACGCACGGCUUUUAAAACGAGCACGGCAACAGUGACGCGUCGAUGUCCUCACCAGCGUGUCAUCUCAUCUCUUUCCCAUCAGUCUAAACGCGAUGCCAUGUUCCUAAUGGCGAUGUAACGUACACUGUAAUCCUAGACAACAGGUGAGACUUGGAGAUUAGCUAUGUGUUUAUGAAAUGACACUCAGAGCAUCCAGACCUACAUUGUCGUGGCACAUUUCUAUUCUAUUUGUGAUUCAACUUUAUUCUGGUGUGUUCCAUUCUUGUUCAUGCUGGCAGAAAUGCAGUAAAUCUUUCCUGUGUAUUCUCAGACUGAGUCGUCUUUGAUCCAUUCCAACAAUUAAUGUUCCAUCACCUUCAAGUUCGAUCGGUCUAAAGUAUCCGCAACUCCCCGGAGACAUUUACAGAAGGGAAUAUUUGACCAUUAAUUGGAUUUAGGCAUGUAGCAUAACUCAUAGGCUGAGCAUCCUCUCCAGAGUGCACCAAAACCAGUACAGGCUUAAAACAUGUAUUUCCCACCAUCAUCCAUACACACCUGUUGCCAGUUCACAGGUAGCAUACAUCUUUAAGAUGAUCUACUUUAUGUCGUGCUACGUUUUAAAAUGAGAUCAACAUAAAAAUACACAAGAAACUCAGAAACUAUGUAUUUUGGCCUCAUAUGUCCUCAUCAUAUUUCCGUCUUAUCCAAGACGGCAUCAUGUUAUCGCUGUUGUGUGUGUUUGUUUGACAACUAUUUGACUGAUUACAGAUGCCUGCAUGUGUGUGUGUGUGUGUGUGUGUUUGUCAAUCUGCAUUAGUCACACACUUCUUCAAGUUGCUUUAUCUUCAGAGGGCAUCGCUUCCUCUUCCUGUGCAAGACCUUGCAGAUGGACUCGCUCUGCAUUCAGACGCUGGCCUGACGUCAUCACAACCUGACUGAAGACUUUCAAGUCACGAUGAAGAAUCUGCAGCUGAAGGAGUUUUGACCAACAGACACAGAUCAGCAGUGUGUGGUCAGAGGAGACAUUUGUCACUGGAUUGUGAACAAUGAGAAACAGCAGAAGACAUUUUAUUUCCUAAACACUUACUAGUGCACAGGUACCGUGCAGCCCAUCUGUUUCCUUUUGACUAAUUAGUUCUAAGUCUUGAUAGUUUCUGUCGAGAAUCAGAGUCGCACCCCUUACGAUGCACACCCCGGCCUCCAUGGUGACGGGGAUCGUCUUUGCCCCUUUGGGAUUGGUCCUCGUCUUCACUGCCGCCAUCACCCCUCAGUGGAGAGAGGGGCGGGCCCGUCUGGGCGCGGCAGCCUCGGGGUCACUUCUUCGAUCGGGAGGAACGGGUCAGGGGAUGGGGGCCAGGUCCGGGUCGGCGGAGGCGCUGGUCUUGCUGCGCUCCGAUGGACUUUGGGAAAGCUGCCUGCAGGUGGAGAACUCCGAGCUGAAGCAGUGCUGGCCCGUGGCGGGUCUCUAUCGGAGAGACCCGAGGGUUCGCCUGGCGCAAGGCCUGAUCCUCACCUCGUUGUUCCUGUGCGGCACUGGCAUCGUGCUCGCGUGCAUCCGGGUCCGGUGCUGGACAGAUAUCCCCCUGAGAGGCGUGGCAGCUGCAGGCGGCCUCCUGGUGGUGACGGCCGGGCUGCUGAGCCUGACUGCGCUCGGGGUGUACAGCCACAACCUGGCGCGACUGGGGAUGCCAGAUCCGAGCAAGGUGAUCAACAACCCCAGGGUCCACCACCUCAGCCUGCAUCCGGCCGGCUCGCUCUACUUCGGGUGGCUGGGUUCGUGUUUGCAGAUGCUGGGCGGCGGCGCUCUGCUGUUCAGCUUCAAACGGCCGAGAUGCCCGGCCUGCCCUUCCUGCCCGAAGCUACCCGUCUGCCCCGCAUGCCGUUCCUGUCCCGAGAUCACCGGCCAGCCAGACACCGAUGGACAUGAAGUCAGCUGUUAGAAGGUGAAGCUCACACUUAAAGUACUUUAAAGGUCAAAUGAAUGACCAGUUAUGUGAAUGUCCAAUCAGUGUUGGUGGGAAAUGGAGCCAAUCGAAGCUAUAAAUUCAUCAGUCAGGUUUUAAAUUGACUUACAUUCAUUUCCUGGAGAUUUACCUGAACAUCUGCAGCAUAAUCCUAAUCCUGACUCGAACCUUAACCUGAACCUAACUUUACCCGAACCUUCAACCAAGUCUUAACCCUAAAUUGGAAUAAUUGGCUUUAUGUGUCCAUCCCAAAUGUCCCUACAACACGAGUGAUACACACAGACUCCAAAGGAGAGCCAACAGUCUGGGUUUCUCCCCCGGGAAGGUCAUCGUCGUGAACUCGAAUAAAUACGUCUGCAUGUCUGAGUCAGGAAAACAUUUUGAAAUGCGUCCUCGUCCAUUAGGUCCUGUGCACUUAUAUUUUUGGAUGCCAUUUUUGCUUUUAGACAGAGAAUAAUAAUAAUUCAGACUUCUCGAGCGCUUUUCCAGGUACACAAAGACGCUUCACAGGGGACAAGAGACAAACAGAACAAGACAAAAAGAAAGCAGACAAAACAAACAAACAGGACGUGUGGAAACAAGAAGAGAGGAAAGCAGACUGGAGGAGCUGUGUGGGUCGUAUCGGGAUCAGGGGUCGUAUCGGGGUCAGCAGGUGAAAGAAUUGGAAGAUGUGUUUUGAGGGCUUGAAUAAUGGUAGGGCGAGAGCCUGACAGAUGUGGAUGGGGAGGGCGUUCCAGAUGGGGGGGGGGGGUGCAGCUGCUGAGAAGGCCCGGUCCCCCCAGGUCCGGCGCUUGGUCCUGAUGAUCUUCAGAGCCUGGCCACCAAGAUGAAUACAAGCUGCAUGUAGUUCUUCUUCGCCACAAACGAUGAUGAGGAUGAACUAUUGAUUUUGCAGCCACAAAUGUAACGUGCCGGGUCACUGGCACCGGCACAGGAAUGUAUUUCUCUGAUCGAUUACAUUUAAAAUCAACACUGAUUGGACAUCCGCAGAAAACAAUCUAAGAAAAAGGAAAUCCGGUCACAUGGGAACUAAAGUCCUUUUCAACUCAUCAGCUGAUAAAUCUGCCAACGAAGGAAACUAGUCAAUGUAAUAAAUGAGUGUGAACCAGAGGACAUUACCACUACUUGAUUACUGGACUCGUCAGCUCAAUGAGCGUCAAGGAGGUGCGGUACCUUGACGUAGACAGAAACAUCGUUUAUAUUUAGGUGUCAAAUUCAAAGUGAUGAAUUAAAGUAACGAUUGUUUCAGAAGUUCAUCGUGGUUGAAAGUUCCUACUGCCUUUGACUGCAACAUGUAGUGAAACGUGACUGAAGCAUCUUUGUGCUGCCUUCACUUUGUAGCCUUUGGACUGUUCGCUGUGUUUGUGUCUGAUCAAAACUGUGAAGUGUAAAACUAUUUGUGAUGAAUUCAAACGAGUUGCUUAGAUAAUGUUAGGCCAUGAAAUAAGAUCAUUGAACAAGCUUGUUUUAGUUCCCGUUAUGGAUUAAAAUAAUUAAACCUGAAUUUCCUUAUUCUGUUUUACAUUGAUGUAAUUGUUCAGUAGUUGCAAUCUUGCUUUUUUUAAUGUUCUCAAUUCAGGCCUCUUGGCCAGGUCAUCAUUGUAGAUGAGAAUUGGUUCUCAAUAGAUUUUACCUGGUUAAAUAAAGGUAUAAAAAAGAAGUCACUGGAGGCAAUUUUUAUAAAUCACAUUAUUGUUAGGACAUUACACAAUUAUCUACCUGCAGGGUAAAUCUUUAUUUAAUGAUUAUGAUAUUCCGGCCUCGAUAACCAGAACAGUGAGGAGAAGAAACGUGUUUGAGGAGGACGUACAACAGGAAGUUCUUUGUGCUUUGUCAAUUAUUCGUUGGUGUUAACGUAUCACAGCGUGUUCAUACUUGUUGGUGCAUUCUGUAUUAAAUAAAACAUUUCAGCAAUGUAUCACUG
Messenger RNA from Pseudoliparis swirei, 4000 nucleotides. RefSeq names its product claudin 23-like (gene cldn23l). Gene Ontology annotation, biological process: cell adhesion; bicellular tight junction assembly. Gene Ontology annotation, molecular function: structural molecule activity. The transcript has 4 exons. NCBI's taxonomy places the organism in Eukaryota, Metazoa, Chordata, Actinopteri, Perciformes, Liparidae. Bases 1297 to 2052 code for a protein of 251 amino acids. Gene Ontology annotation, cellular component: plasma membrane; bicellular tight junction. The record is from RefSeq and is a predicted model, not a curated record.